AUGAUGAUAAUUCCAAACUUGGAGGUCGUGUAUCCUCCGAAUCUUAACCUUGCGCCGCCGAAAUGGCGACCUCUUGUCAACGUUAUCUGUGUCCACGACAUUGGGGGUUCUUCCAAGACAACGUGGCAUCAUGACGAGUCCGGCAAGACGUGGAUUUCAGAUCCUGAGUUUCUCGGGACCUUCGCAAACUCGGCUAGGAUAUGGACGUACGGGUUCAACUCGGAGCCGUCGGUGAACAUGACGCCUUCUAGCAUUGCGCUUCAUGCCAAUGAACUCUUGGCCUUGAUGAUGACCGGGUACAUCAUCAACCGGGGCGGACAACCUACCAUAUUCAUAGGCCAUGGCUUGGGAGGCACCAUUGUCAAAAAGGCCGUAAUCCUUUCAAUGAGUUGCCCAGAGUUCUUUCUUAUAAGAGACUCACUGGCCGGAGUCGUGUUUUUUGACACGGUUCAUCACAGCACUGAUUCAGAGGGGGUUUUGACAGCCGUCAAAACGAUUGCGGCACUGAACCUACAGAAAGGCUCUUUGAAGCUAUCAAUGGAUGACACGAGGCAGUACGCGGACGCCGUCCGGGAGGUCAACUCUACGUUUAUGGAGAGACUACCUCCUGACCUUGACAUUCUCAAUUUCGUUGCCACAAGGCGGGUUGAGCUCAAGAUAGAGGGUGCCGAGCCCCAAAAGACUUUGGUUGUACCAAAACGUCGCGCCGAACUAGACUCGCCCCAGAGCAAAACCUUCACAAUAGAUUGCAACCAUUUUGAGCUGACACGUUUCCCAUCUCCAGCAGACAACAACUACUUGAAGGUCUCCGAACAUGUAAUGGAACUAAUGACAAAGGCAUCGGCAGAUCCCUCGAAAAAAGUUUUCCUUCCACCCCCUCCUCCUAACCUGAGGAAUGCCCCCCCUUCUUCAAGAUCUUCUUCACCAGAGCCAGACUCUCCAAUUAGACCGCGCCCUCAAUUUGGUCGUCCGCUGCUGCCGCCUCCACAAAUGCGAGGGCUGGACGAAAACUCUUUUGAUGUGUGGCUCAGGAAGAAGAGUGUUGAAUAUGCAAAGGAGCGUAGAGAUCGACUAGUAGCUAAGCUUGGCGAUUGGAACGAAGCACAUCUUGGAUACGACAUCAACCCGGUGCCUGGGACUUGCACAUGGAUACAGUCUCACCCUUACUUCCUCCAGUGGUCCAAGUCCAACACUACCGACGACUUCUAUGUCUUUGGCACUGCUGGCUGUGGCAAGACACACCUGGCCAAGUCCGUUGCUAAUCAUCUUUCUGGGAAGGGCACUCGUGAUCUGAACUUGGAUAAAAUCGUGCUCCCGUUCUUCUGUAAUGUCAGUGCGACGGGCGACAAAAAACCACCCAUUAUGGAGUACAUGAUCAAGUCGAUCCUGCGAAAGUUUCCGGCCUGGUUCGACACACUGGAGUCACGGUAUCAGCAUCCGGAUACUCAGGGAAAGCUCAGCAUGGCGUCCCUCUUCAACAUCCUACGUGAGAUCAUGACGAAAAUGCAACUAACGCAAGGUCCCAGCAAGGUUACCACUGUCUUUCUCAUUGUGGAUGGACUCAAUGAAUGUGACUCGGUAUACGCCAAAGAGUUCCUUCAGCUGGUGGCUUCUCUCGUUGAACACCCUGCAGCCCGCACAGCUCCGGCAGCCCCGACUGGAAUCGUGUCCCAAAUCCAUUUAACCCAAGCAUUCCCCCGGGAGACUGUGAGAUUCAAGUUUCUCUUCACCUACACGCCAAAUGAGAUCAUGGAACUGGCGUCAGUAAGCGCCACACGCGUAAAAAUGAAAGACGAACAGAUACGGAAAGACAUCAGCACGUACGUCGACAAGACGGUUGAGGACUUUUGCAACGUCAAGUCCACCAAGGACCCAAAGGAAGAGAUGGGAUUCUGGAUCAAGGAAAACGCGGAAUCUUUCUUCCUGUUCGCCACUUGCGCCAUGGAGGACACGAUUUCGACUGCGAAGCAGUACGAGUACGGGUACUCGAUGAGCAGGAGGCUGUUCCCAUCACCCCAGAAACUGGGGCAAUACUAUGAUCACGACCUACUGCCCCUAUUCCAGAGCGUUGCAAAUGAUGAAUACGCUCUUUCUGCGUUGCAUAUCAUCCUCAGCACUUUGACUUUUGUCGGAAAUCACGCAAUUCGCGAUGCCCUCGCGUGUCUGCAUGACACCCCUCGCCUGAGGUUCAUUGACAUACAGACGAUAAUGAUGCACCGGUGUCCUCGGCUCAUCAGAGUAUCGGACGACUUCGAAGUCUACCCCAUACAUCCCUCCCUACAAUUUCAUUUUUCCACGUACGUGGGAUACGAGGAGCAGCACGCGAAUAUGGCAUCGCUAUGCCUCAGGUAUCUCUCCCAGGCCGUCUUCGAUGCAAAGCAUACCAUUUUGAACUAUCCAAAGGACCAUCCGUUCUACAACUAUGCGGCCUGCAACUGGCGAGAACACUUUCGACUUUCCAAAGAGAAGGGCAUGAAACUGAUACCCCGAUUACGACAUUUCAUCAAUUCUUACUGUUAUCUGACCUGGUGUCGCUAUCUGGAAGGUCCCCUCGGCAGUUCAUCCAUCAUCACACCUCCUACUAUUGCCUUGAUCCCGGCAAACGCAGCCAACAUCGCUCACCUCGUUCACGAUGUGAUCUUCGAAGAUGAUCCCAAGACAUACCCGUGGCAAGACGGCAUCUGGGGAAUGUUCUGGCGAUUGAAACGCAAGACCUGGCGGAAAUUCCCCGAAUUUGCCAAGUUUGUUGAUUCGUUUAGGGAUCGACAAGAGCAUAUGGUUCUGGAUGUCCACGGCCUGUCUCCUUUGAUACAUGCGGCAAAGGCACCUGGCGGGCUCCCCGACAUGGUUCAUUAUUUUCUACAGCGCCCGACGAAUAUCAACUGGCGAGACCCCAUCGUAGGUGCCACGGCAAUGAUGUUUUUCUGCAAGUUCAUCCAAGUCCCGGAUGAAGGCCUCAUUAUAGACAUGGUUGGCGCGUUUAUCGAUGCUGGAGCCGAUAUCAAUAUGUCUACAUACAAAGGGGAAACAUGUUUGUGGUUAGCAUGCAGCAACGGCAACCUGCCUUUGGUCCGGGAGCUCCUCUACGCCGGAGCUGAUCCCAACAUUGCAGACAAAAACGGCUCUACGCCGCUUCACCAAGCCUUUAGCAAACCGACACCAGAUUCGCACAUGAUAAUCAUGAGUCUCAUUCGAAAUGGAGCCGACCUAAACAUUAAAUUCCCACCCCCGGAUAAACUGAUCCCUCUCACGGCAGCUAUAAUCAAUAUGCUCUUUGACACUUUCUUGCUCCUGCUGAAUCACGUAGAGGAUAUCAAUCAGCUUGAUGACGGCGGCUUCGGUGCGAUACAUUUUCUUGUUCAACCAAUGUACACCGAUUGGUUGCCCCAUCUGCUGAAAAGACCCGACUUGGAUCUGAACCUCUUAACGGACUCCGUAUCCAAAACUGGCAAACCGAUACGUCAGACGGCGCUGUCUUUCGCCAUCGCAGAGAAGAGCUUCACAUCUGUCAAGCUUCUCUUGGAAGCUGGCGCGAGCCCCUACCGCCACCCGAAGGCUACCGACAAGACGCCGCUCCAGAUUGCAGUGGACUUUGACGAGACCGGAAAAGACGAAACGAGCGAUACUGAAAAGAACCAGUUUGGAAAUCUUGACGUAGCCGAACUGCUUCUCUCCUACAAGAGUCCUCUGAACACCCUGAACCCCAAAGACAAGCAUUACUCGAGGUCGCCGCUCAUGAGAGCUGUAACCCGCAAAAACUACCAAAUGGUCGAGCUUUUCUUGAAGAACGGAGCUGAUCCCACUUUAGAAGAGGCCUACGGGUUUCCGGGUCCUCUUGACUCGGCCGUGGGCAAGGGAAAUAUCGAUAUUGCCAAACUUCUGUUGCAGAACCCCAUUCCUCCCAGCAUCAACUACAUCCCCAAAGGAUUCAACCACAUAUUAGUGGAAGCACUGAAUCAGAAUGCAGACAUGGUCCGUCUGCUCUUAGACCACGGUGCGGAUACGAAACGGUUUCUUUCGCCGGGGGAUUCUAAAACUCCCCUGCAGGCGGCUGCUCAAGAGGGGAACUUGCCCAUGUGCAAAGUACUCAUCGAGCACGAGCCGGAGUUGUUGAAUUACCAAGACAACAUGGGUCUGGUAUGCGAGACACCACUCAAUAUCGCGGCGAGGGAAGGCCGUCUAGACGUCGUUCGCUAUCUCCUCGAAGUAGGCGCCAAAACAGACAUCCGAUCAUACCAUUACGAGGAAACACCGCUUUGGUCAGCCUGCUCUGAAGGAAAGCUAGAAAUUGCAAAACUAAUUCACGCAAAAUCACCGGAAACAAUCAAUAUCCCCUCUUAUGAGGGGGAAACACCACUCAUGGUAGCGUGUUCCUCUGGCGCUCUCAAACUUGUAGCAUACCUUCUCGAAAACGGUGCAGAUAUGACACCCCGUUGCAUGAAUUACAACUCCUGCGUCGGAAAAGCACUUAGACGCUCCAGCGGCGGCCGAGGACACAAAAUCAUUCAAAUGCUGAUUCAGCACGGCCUUGGCGUGGACGAUGUCGUCAGCUCGGUCGGGUAUACCGUGCUCGGUGAGGCCUGCAGGAGCGGGGAUCUGCCCGCCGUGCGGCUUUUAUUGGACAUGGGGGCUGACCCGGCCAAGGGACAGAAAUGGCCUGGUGGUAGUAGUAAUACUUCAGAAAAUCGCUGGAGGAGUGCUUUGCAGGUUGCGGCGUUGACCCAGCAUCCCAAGGCUCUUGAUGCCUUGCUUGAGCAUCCCAGGCUGGCUGAAUUCAUCGGGAAUGUCGACUUUUACGGGGAGAAUGUGUUGCACGCGAACAUUCCACUCGCGAUGGCGACUCAGAUAACGACAAAAGUUCAUCGUGCGUGUGAGAGGCUCAAGGAGGAAACCGGAGUUGAUCACUUCCAGGGGAUGUUGAGUGUGAAGAACUACAAGCUAUUAACGCCUCUCGAUACAGCACUCGGAGGAAACCACAGACGCUUGGACAGACAGGCAGUGGACAGUGUCGAUGAGAUUAUCUGCCGAUACGUUUCAGAGUUGAGGUCGGCUUCCGAGAGAACGGUAGACGCGCACUACCAUCUCGUGAGAGACUUGGCUCGCCUUCUGCUUUGUCGACACGGGUACGACGACCAGGCUGUGCGGCUGAUGCAGACUUAUGUUGCGCAGAAAUGGGUAAAGACCGGCGAAGGAUGCUUUGAGGACACGGUGCUUUGCAAUUAUUACUGCGACGAAUGCGAAAGCGACGAGGAGGACACCGUGUUCUUCUGCCGGUAUUGUGUCUGGAAUACCGGACAGUGCUGUAUCAAAGACUACAAGGGAAUACACCAGCUUGUGGAGGUAGCCGUGGUCAAGGACAGGAGCAUAUUGGACCUCAACUCAACUGAGUUCACGGACGUGCUUGGCCUUCUGGAACGUGAUUUUAUCACUGAUAAACAAUCACGAGCGGAGGAAAGCAGUCAACCGGUGCCGGAUAUGGCGGGCUAUGACUAUGAAGAUACAACGCUUUCACUCGCUUUCCUUCACGCCUUGGGGUACCUGGAGUUCCGCCGGAGGGCAUGGAGCUCGUAUUUGCCACUGGCGCCGAAGGUAUACAAACGGCUUGAACCAUGGGAGCCUUGGAUGAGGGAAGAGAGGAGGGAAUUCCAGCAGUGGGUUUGGCGGAUGGAAAUGCAGCCGUGGAGGCUGAAGAACGAGCUGGAGUAUUUCUUAGAAUCUGGACGGAGGGCUGCGUACAGGGACAAGGAAGUCACCAAGACCGAGCAGGUCAUGAGUGACAUGGGAUGGAUGUUCAAAGAGUAUAUCGUCGUAAAAAUCGACAAUCCAAGCUCAAAAUCUGGCGACGGGAGGCGGGAGCGAAACGACGAGGAGGUUCCUAAUGACGAUUACGAGAUUUUCGAUUAG
This is a messenger RNA of Colletotrichum truncatum, 5904 nucleotides long. RefSeq names its product ankyrin unc44. Lineage: Eukaryota; Fungi; Ascomycota; Sordariomycetes; Glomerellales; Glomerellaceae. The record is from RefSeq and is a predicted model, not a curated record. Gene Ontology annotation, molecular function: protein binding.